This is a messenger RNA of Thyridium curvatum, 774 nucleotides long. RefSeq lists its product as uncharacterized. NCBI's taxonomy places the organism in Eukaryota, Fungi, Ascomycota, Sordariomycetes, Thyridiales, Thyridiaceae. The transcript is spliced from 3 exons. Bases 1 to 774 code for a protein of 257 amino acids. The record is from RefSeq and is a predicted model, not a curated record.
AUGUGCUCGUCCCUCUUCGCCGCCGUCGCUCUGCUCGCCGCCGAGGCCGCUGCCCAUGGCGCAGUCACCAGCUAUGUCGUCGCCGGCAAGAACUACCCAGGAUACCAAGGCUUCUCCCCGGGCAACUCCCGGGACGUCAUCCAGUGGCAAUGGCCCGACUACAACCCCAUAAUGUCGGCCAGCGACCCCAAGCUCCGCUGCAACGGCGGCCACUCGGCCACCCAGAGCGCCCCCGUCAUGCCCGGUGACACCGUCUCGGCCACCUGGGGUCAGUGGACGCACAGCCAGGGCCCCAUUCUCGUCUGGAUGUACAAGUGCCCCGGAGCUUUCAGCUCCUGCGACGGCUCCGGCGCGGGCUGGUUCAAGAUUGACGAGGCCGGCUUCCACGGCGACGGCUCCGGCGUCUUCCUCGACACCGAGAGGCCCUCGGGCUGGGAUAUCGCCAAGCUCGUCGGCGGCAACAAGCAGUGGACCAGCACGAUCCCCCAGGGCCUGGCGCCGGGCAACUACCUCAUCCGCCACGAGCUCAUCGCCCUGCACCAGGCCAACACCCCUCAGUUCUACCCCGAGUGCGCCCAGCUGGUCGUCGGCGGCUCCGGCACCGCCCAGCCCGAUGCCUCGUACAAGGCGGCCAUCCCUGGCUACUGCAAGCAGAGCGACCCCAACAUCAGGGUCGACAUCAACAAUCACGCCAAGGAGCAGAAGUACACCGUCCCCGGCCCUCCGGUCUGGAAGGGCACUGGUGGCAAGCGUGCCGCAGAGUUCCAAGCAUAG